UGUGCUGGGACGUUCUGGGGCGAUACUGAGCUGUGCUGGGACGUUCUGGGGCGAUACUGGGCUGUACUGGGACGUUCUGGGGUGAUACUGGGCUGUACUGGGAUAUUCUGGGGUGAUACUGGGCUGUACUGGGACAUUCUGAGGUGAUAUUGGGAUAUUCUGGGGUGUUAGUGGGCUGUACUGGGACGUUCUGGGGUAAUACUGGGCUGUACAGUGAUAUUCUGGGGUGAUAGUGGGCUAUACUGGGACAUUCUGUGCUGUACUGGGAUAUUCUGGGGUGUACUGGGACAUUCUGAGGUGAUAUUGGGAUAUUCUGGGGUGUACUGGGCUGUACUGGGACAUUCUGGGGUGAUACUGGGCUGUCACUGGGGUUAUUGAGAGGUGUCCUGGGUUCUACUGGGGUGCCAUGGGUUAUACUGGGGCGUACUGAGCCCUGCCUGGCCGUACUGGGUUGUACUGGGCCGUACUGGGUCAUACUGGGGUCAUACCGGCGGCUCGGGGCGUGGAUCGGAGCUGUCAUGGAGCGGUUCGUGGAGGGGAACCGGGCGGCUCUGCAGGAUCACAUACGGCAGCACCGGGAGAUCCACGUGGUGAUGGGCAACGAGGCCUGUGACCUGGACUCCACCGUCUCCGCGCUGGCCCUGGCCUAUUUCCUGGCCCAGAGCUCCCCAGCUCCCAAAGCCGCCUUCGUGCCGGUGCUGAACAUUCCCCGCGCCGACUUCGCGCUGCGGACGGAGACCACGUUCCUGCUGCGGGAUCGGGGAAUCCCGGCCGCCUCCCUCGUCUUUCGGGACGAGAUCGACCUGCGGGGGCUGCACCACGCUGGGCUGCUCUCCCUGACGCUGGUCGAUCACCACGUCCUGCCCGGCGCCGACGCUGCCCUGGAGGAGGCCGUGGUGGAGGUCCUGGACCACCGGCCGCUGGAGCGGGACCGUGGUCCCCCAUGCCAGGUGACCGUGGAGCAGGUGGGCUCCUGUGCCACGCUGGUGACCGAGCGGAUCCUGCAGGGCCCCCCGGGUGUGCUGGACGGAACCACAGCCGCCCUGCUGCACGGCACCAUCCUGCUGGACUGCAUCAACCUGAGCCCGGCCGCGGGCAAGGCGACCCCCAGGGACGUGGCCUGCGUGUCCCUGCUUGAGGAGAGGUUCCCGGAGCUGCCGGCCCGUGACGCCGUGUUCGGAGCCCUGCAGGCGGCCAAGUUUGAUGUCACAGGGCUGACGACAGAGCAGAUGCUGCGGAAGGACCUCAAAGUCAUCUCCAGUGAUGAGGUGGUCGUUGCCAUCAGUGGCAUCUUCGAGGACCUGGAAACAUUCUUGCUCCGGCCCGGCUUGCUGCAGGACCUGGAGGCUUUCUGCCAGGGCCGUGGCUACGCGGGGCUGGUGGCCAUGACCGUGUCCUUUAACGAAUGCUAUGAGCCCACGCGGAAGCUCGCGGUUUACAGCCAGCAGGAGCCUCUCCGUGGCACGGUGAGUCAGGGAGCCAGGCUCAGGCACCUCUGGGCACUUCCCAGCUGUGGUUCGCCCCAGAACCUCCCGUUUUUGGGGGUGCUGCGGAGGUCCCAGCCCUGCGUUCGCUCCCCUGCAGCUGUGCCGGGCACUGGAGGAGGCGACGACGCCGUCCCUGCUCCUGCAGCUGCUGCCGAGCCCCUGGGCCAGCGUGGCCACCUACGCCCAGGGCAACACCGUGGCCACUCGCAAGAAGGUGCUGCCCAUCCUGCGGGCAGCGCUGGGGGGCCUGGGGGCUGCUGGGGGCCCCGAGGAGGAGGUGCUGCCCCCUCCCACCCCCAUGAACAGCCUGGUGGAGGAGUGUCCCCUGGCACAGGCCGUGCCCCCGCUGUGUCCCCAGGAUGUCCUGGAGCGGGUCAGCCGCAUCGCCGUGGGGCAGCCCCCCGGCUCCCCAAAAUAGCAGCGAGUGCCCCGUGGCUUUUUGGGGUCUGGAUGAAAAGUUGAGGUCCCUGAGCAAGCCCUGGUGGGGUGCCGGGAUCUGGGAAGGGUUGCAGCCACAUUUGUUAGAGCUCAUCUCCUGGUUCUUGUGGUGGUUUAUCCCCUCCCCAAUGGCUCCCUCUGCCCUAGUGCUCCCCAGGUGGGUUUUUGGGGAUGCCAUGGGCAGUAGUUGCAACCCCUUAAUGAAGGUGUUGGGGUGAGGGAGUUAACGAGUUCUUGAUGAUCUUCCUUCCUUGGGGGGCACUGGGGGGCCCCAGAAGGUGGGUCUGGACAUGCAGCCGUCCAGGACUGUUGCUGUUUUCCAAUGAUUAAAUUUCCCUUUUCUUCCA
Cinclus cinclus is the source of this 2272-nucleotide messenger RNA. It is a transcript of the gene PRUNE1, whose product is annotated as prune exopolyphosphatase 1. The transcript has 7 exons. Gene Ontology annotation, molecular function: exopolyphosphatase activity. The record is from RefSeq and is a predicted model, not a curated record. Gene Ontology annotation, cellular component: cytoplasm. Bases 519 to 1949 code for a protein of 476 amino acids. Lineage: Eukaryota; Metazoa; Chordata; Aves; Passeriformes; Cinclidae.